AUGGCUACUGGAUUCUCUGUUACACCCCGAAAGGAAGGAACUUGGACCAAACUGGUGAUAUUCGUCUCACUAUACUGCCUGAUCCUUGAAUCCAUUCUAGGAGUGACCCUCGUCCUGUUUCUCUAUGGCAAGCAUCAAGUUGAUUCAAAGAUGACUCUUAGCUUGGUUCUCUGUCUGGUAUCCUCACUUCUCACCAUCCCGCUGGUUUCUCUCCAGAGUUUGGUCGCCUGGCAAUAUAACAAAAUUGGAGGAUUUGGAGAGCAGAAAACAGUACUGCACAAUGUCUGCACCUAUGUACUGCGAUUGGAUCUCAUGCUGUGGCUGGCUACCAGUGUUACGGGUCUGAUCGUGGCCGCUCAGCAAGUCUAUUGCCUUCCAUCUGGGACAGAUGCCAGCUACUGGAGAGUUGGUGUUAGCUGCGUGUUUCAUCGGUCAUCCGUCGUUGUCUCCGUCGCCUCACUGGUCACUGUUUGCACCAUGUACUGUGCGCGAGAGCUUUGUGAUCGCCCUUACGACGUUUCCAUUAUUGGAAUCUAUAAACGUUCGCAAGCACUUCGUGAUGACAGCAUUUUCUCUGGCCACAGUUGGGACAGCGACGAGACUCUUAAAAAUGAGAUUUUAAACCUUUGUCGCCAGCAUGAUGGAAAAACGGCUGAAGAGCCGUGGUAUUUCGACCCACUGGCCCAUAAAGUGAACUGCCAUCCAAGCAUCCGACACCCUGCACCUGUUCGUCUGCGUCCACAGCUCCACGUCAACACAAAUGCAGGCUCCGAGUAUGGAGAAAUCACCUCUGGAACGACGGUAUCCCCCGAUGACACCAUGCACCGUUUCUCCCCUGGAGGCCAAACAAUCACGACUGAUUUCUAUCCUAUAUCGCGUACUUCUACCGUCAUGACAUCGCAAACCGCCUGCGAAUCGCGAACUCUUCUUUCCGACUUUGCGGUUCCUAAGGUACCAGCAAUUCCCGAGCAGUAUACGCCGAAUCACAAGAGGGGGAAUUCAUCUCUAUCUUCGUUCAGGCGUUUUCUUCCCAAAUCUUUCCCUCUCUCGCUGCCACUGUCAUCGGACCCACAGAUACUGGCCCUUGCCGACCCCAAUGCGGCAUCAGAUGUCGAGAAGCAAGUCGUGACUCCGUCCACUUCCAGGAAAGAUCUCACAGCAGUCGCUCACGAGAUGCCUGUCGAUAAGACUCAAGACUCAUCCACGUCUAUAGCGACCCAAACACCUCAAAAGUCGGCUCCGUCACCACACAACAAGCCCGAUGGCCAUGCUCGUACAAUGACAAUGAACUCUGCCGAUGCACCAGAGGUGGUGAUGCCUGUGAAGCCCACCAAAGUCCGCCGGUCCCAAACCGCGUAUCUAGCAGCGAUGUCUAUCCAUCACCCACACCAUCCCAACUACAUUCCUGGUCCCACAAUCCCUCCCAACCCACGGAAAUACUCUCUUUCGUGCCGCCAAAACUCUGCGAAUCUCCCUUCACAUGUCGAUCCCCUACGACGGACAACUUCUCGUCAAACCAACACUGUGCAGUACCCUGUCCGCAGCAGCUCGUAUUCAUUCGAUCAGCAUAUUCCACGGCAUACCCAAAGCCAGUACCAUGCCAACUGGUAUCCACACCCUCCCCGCUGGGCUAGUCAUCCAGGAUUCGAUCCCAGCCGCUCAGUGCCUAACCUACCACGCCGCAAUGACGUUGAGAUCAUUUACCCGAGCACCCGGCGAUCGCGCAGCAGCACUAAUGGAGGCUUCAAUGGUCCGUUGAGCUGUAUCAUGGAAUUAUCUUCGAUGCCACGGGCGUCCGUAGCUGAUACCAAGCUCAGUGCUGCCGCCUUAGAAGCAAAGCGCAAUGUGAUCGAUCAAACGACCUAUCGCGGCGCGAAUCGCACCAGCUUAGGCUUUUAUUGA
Molecule: messenger RNA, 1902 nt
Organism: Penicillium canariense
Lineage: Eukaryota; Fungi; Ascomycota; Eurotiomycetes; Eurotiales; Aspergillaceae
Exons: 3
Coding region: 1-1902 (633 amino acids)
Source: RefSeq, a predicted model, not a curated record